Molecule: messenger RNA, 2013 nt
Organism: Glycine soja
Lineage: Eukaryota; Viridiplantae; Streptophyta; Magnoliopsida; Fabales; Fabaceae
Product: UPF0481 protein At3g47200-like
Exons: 2
Coding region: 319-1842 (507 amino acids)
Source: RefSeq, a predicted model, not a curated record
CACAUAUAGUUACCGAAUUUGCAAUACUACACUUUUAUAGUAUAUGGAAUGAGUAUAGGUACUUGAUUUUAUAAAAUAAAUAUCAGUACGUGAGAGGUAUUAAUUCAUAACCUUUUACAUAUAAAAGUGUUGCAACAACUCCUUGGUAAAAAUCCAUUCCAUUAAUGUCAAUUUUCUUAGCCUAGUCAGUACCCUGCCUUACAUCUGCGCAAAUCGAACUUGUAAACCUUUGCUUCACUAUUUUCAACCCAUCUCUUAAGUUUCACUGCCAGCAAUCUCUCCGGUUCUUUACCUUCACGAAUUCAACCACUAAUUUCGAUGACUGAACUCGUAAAGAACACCGAACAGUUUCAAACCAUGGGCGAGGACGCCAACUUGAAGAGAUGGAGGGAAACAACGAAAUCACUGUUAGAUGCUGUAGACAAUUUAUACUGUCAACCCUACAGCAUUUGCGUGGUUCCGGAGGAACUCCGGAAACAGAACGAGAGUGCUUACGAGCCAAAGGUGGUGUCAAUUGGACCCCGGUUCAAGGGCAAAAGGGAGCUACAACAAAUGGAAGAGAUCAAGUGGCGUUGCAUGUUGUGUCUCCUUUCGCGAACCAAAGGAGACGGAACGAAAAUCCUCGAAACCUGCAUGCGCGAAAUGUUGGAGCUAGACGCAACAGUUCGCGCAUGCUACGGGGAGGAAAUCAAGCUCAACAGGUAUGAUCUGGCCACAAUUAUGGUGUAUGACGGCUGUUUUCUCUUAGAGCUCGCCAUUUCAAAAGAAAAAGACUGGAGCGCGGUGUUCCCGCAACAGUCUGUUUCUGUCUCAGUGAGCGAUCUAGGGACUAAAGUCGGGGAAAUGGAAGCAGUAUUGACUGACCUCACGCUGUUAGAAAAUCAAAUACCCUUUUUCAUUCUGGAUAAGUUGUUUCAAAUUCUUUUCCCCGGUAGCAAUCUCAGCAGCAGUAUAGAAAUUAUGGUUUUGCUCCUUUGGCAACAACAAUUGCCCAAGCGAAUUUACCCUGCUCAUGUUGUUGAACUUGUUCAUUCCACUUUUCUAUGGAUGCAUGAUAUUCCAAUCCGAGAUGCUUCUUCUGUUGUUGUAGAUGUUGAUGAUUAUAGUGUUAUUAUCAAACAAGUAAAACUGAAUCGCUGUGCUGCUAGGCUCAUAGCUGCUGGUGUUACGAUCAGACUUCACCCUGGUUCUGACAAUUCAAUAAUGUUUAGAAUUCAUGAUUUUAGUGUUCAAUUCAGCUACAACAACGGGGUGCUGCUAAUUCCGCACCUUCGUAUCACUCAAACAACGGAACCAAAGUGGAGGAGUUUCAUUGCGUGGGAGCAUCAUAGAAACAAGUCCAAAAAUGAAGAGUUUGGAAACAGCACUGAACAGGAUGGUAUAGAGUAUGCAAACGUGUUCACUUUUCUGGCCUUGCUCUUCAAUGAUUUGAUAUGUUGCGCCAGCGAUGUUCAAAUUCUUAAGAACAAGGGAAUCAUCAAAGAUGAGUUGGGUAUGAGUAAUCACGAGGUGGUGGAUUUCUUUGGUUCCGUCGCUAAUGGAAUUGACCGGGGCCACGUUGGUUCGGGUUACAGCAACAUCAUUGAUGCCUUGAACACAUUUUCGGCAACAAAUUUUGUCACGAGGUUUCCCAUAAUUGCGUGUCAUGAUUUGAGCCGAAUAACAGAAUGGAUUUACGGCCUUCAAAAGUUUUUGAGGCGCGGUUACAACUUCGCUGCAGCGUUGAUAACUCUUCUCACUGUUGUUCAGACUUGUUAUGCAGUCCUCGCUUAUCAUUAUCCACACGAGGAUGACAACAAAAACCUGUUUAACACCACCCAGAUUCAUGCUAAAAUAAAUUGAGUUAUGUAGACGAACAUUUGUUGGCUGAUGAUUCUCCGGUUCUAUUGAAAUAUUUAUAAUAGUGUGUUUGAAUUAGUUGUUUGGUGAGAAUAAUUUAUUGUUUUCUUGAUGGUGGUGACAAAAUUAUGAACAUUUUUUAAUGGUAUAUAUUAUUGUGAUGUUAUGGAAAAA